AGAAAUAAUUUAAAAAGGGGGCCGGGGGAUUUGCCUUUUUUCUCAUCUCUUUCCUGCGAAAAUGGACGUAGUUCUCAGACUGGUCCAUGUGCCUUCCUUCUCCCCCUUGUAUUUAUACUCAGAAACCCCCCUGAGAUGCAUACCUAGCUAGCUGCUCUUGCUGGACACCUCUCUCGUAAGCUACCUAACUGAGAUCUCCAGCAUUCAUAUAUAUAUAUAUAUAUAUAUAUAUACACGCAUGUGAUCAUCAUCAACUAGAUUAACAGGAGAGAGAGAGAGAGAGAGAGAGAGAGAGAGAGAGAGAGAGAGCUUGCAGCUAGCCAGCUAGUAGAUCGAUCGACUUGCAGUCGAGAUUGAUGGAAUGGAGGAAAGCGUAUUUGGACGUGCUACUAGUGCCACUUGGGUUACUGAUUUCCAUAGCUUAUCAUCUGUGGUUAUGGCAUAAGGUUCGAACCCACCCCCUUUCCACCAUCAUCGGUGCUAAUGCCGUCGGUCGCCGCUUUUGGGUUUCUGCCAUGAUGAAGGACAACGACAAGAAGAACAUACUAGCCGUGCAGACGCUGAGAAACAUGAUCAUGGGGUCGACGCUGAUGGCGACGACGUCGAUCCUGCUCAGCUCGGGGCUGGCGGCGGUGAUAAGCAGCACCUACAGCGUGAAGAAGCCGCUGAACGACACCGUCUAUGGGGCGCACGGCGAGUUCAUGCUGUCCCUCAAGUACGUCACCCUGCUGCUCAUCUUCCUCUUCUCCUUCCUCUGCCACUCCCUCUCCAUCAGGUUCGUGAACCAGGUGAACUUCCUGGUGAACUGCCCGCCGGAGCCGUCGGGGACGGUGUCGCCGGCGUACGUGUCGGAGCUGCUGGAGAAGGGAGUGCUGCUCAACACCGUGGGAAACAGGCUGUUCUACGCGGCGCUGCCGCUGCUGCUCUGGAUAUUUGGGCCGGUGCUGGUGUUCCUCUGCUCUCUCACCAUGGUGCCUGUGCUUUACAACCUUGACUUUGUGUUGGGUGGUGGAAAGGGAAAGGGGAAAGGAGGAGAUGCUAAUCAUGCAGCUACGGACUCUGAAGAAUCUGUUUAAUUUAUUAAUUAAAUUAAAAUAGUUAAACAAUUAAUAAUAUAAAAUAAUAUGUAAUAAUGAUGUUAAUAGUGAGAUUGGUUUCAUAUGUAUGUGUCGUGACUAUGUCAUCCCGGGGGAAAUUAAUUAGUAAUUAAGGUUGUUUAUUUGUUAGUUAA
Malania oleifera is the source of this 1231-nucleotide messenger RNA. RefSeq lists its product as uncharacterized. The record is from RefSeq and is a predicted model, not a curated record. NCBI's taxonomy places the organism in Eukaryota, Viridiplantae, Streptophyta, Magnoliopsida, Santalales, Ximeniaceae. The transcript is spliced from 2 exons. Bases 357 to 1076 code for a protein of 239 amino acids.